UAGAGUUAGAGGUGGUAAUGGUUGCAAAGUUGGAGACGACAAUGGUAGCUUGAUGUUGAUGUGGGAAGAUGGGUUUUGCAAAGGAAGAAUUGCAGAUUGUUUGGAAGAAAUUGAUGGAGGUGAAGAUCUUGUCAAGAAAGCCUUCAGCAAAAUGUCCAUUCAGUUAUAUAAUUAUGGAGAAGGGUUGAUGGGGAAGGUAGCUUCUGAUAAGUGUCAUAAAUGGGUCUUCAAAGAACCAACUGAAUGUGAACCAAAUGUCUCCAACUACUGGCAGAGCUCUUUUGAUGCUCUUCCCUCUGAAUGGACUGAUCAGUUUGAGUCAGGCAUUCAGACCAUAGCUGUAAUUCAAGCUGGCCAUGGCCUUCUUCAAUUGGGUUCUUGCAAGAUUAUACCAGAAGACCUCCAUUUUGUGCUGAGAAUGAGGCAUACUUUUGAAUCGCUUGGCUACCAAUCUGGCUUCUACUUGUCCCAACUAUUCUCUUCCACCAGAAACACAAACUCUUCUUCACCCUCACUUCCUUCAAAACAACCCCCCAUUCUCACCCGCCCUCCACCGCCCCUCUUUAACUGGGGCCAAAGGCCUCUUCCCUCCACCACUUCACUCCUCGUGUCUCCCAAUUUCCCAAACCCCACUGCGAGGCUUGGAUUUCCAAACUCCAAAGACGAAACCCAUAUGUUUCUCCAUCCUCAUUCAUCUGAAACACGAAUGGAGGACAUGAUGGGUGAUCAUGAAACCGACAUCAAGUGGCCCAAUGGGUUGAGCUUCUUUAAUGCCCUCACGGGGCGAGCAGAUGAUGCCAAGCUUCUGUUUGCCCCAGAGGGGAUGGAAAACAAGCCCAACCAGAUGGCAAAUUCUAACUCAGAGGCUGUGACGCAUCCUAAUGAGUUAUUGAGUUUGGAUAGCCAUUCAGAGAGCGUGAGGAAGAUGGAGAACAAGUUCAAGAGAAGCUUUACAUUGCCUGCAAGAAUGGCCUCAUCGUCUUCAUCGAAUUCGCAUGAUCACCAUUCACACAAUCCUAUGGAGUAUAAGAACUCUGAAGGGGGGAUGUACUCUGAUGUGAUGGACAGCUUCUUAGGGUGAUUUUUCACGAGGUCUAUUAUAUAUUUUAGAGGAUCAAAGGGUGAGAAGUUGUAUCUAGGUUUUGCUAGCUAGCUCUCUUUUGCUGCUUUGUGUUUCUGUUUUUGUGAUGUUAUUUCAUAUCUUGUGUUUCUUUGUUCAAUUUACUGACAUUUUCCUUCUGUUGUAGACUUACAGUUUAUGCAAUCAAGAAAAUUUUCCUCAAAA
Messenger RNA from Camellia sinensis, 1285 nucleotides. Lineage: Eukaryota; Viridiplantae; Streptophyta; Magnoliopsida; Ericales; Theaceae. The record is from RefSeq and is a predicted model, not a curated record.